AUGGUAGGAACAUCUGGUAACAGCAUUGGCUUAGCAAUUUUGACAGAAACAAGAGCACUGUUGCAGGUAGUGAAAAGCACUCACCUAGUCAAGGGUAAGAAGAAGGAAUCAGAAGAACCGAAGAAGGAACGCUCACGUUCACGUGGAUCUUCAGGAAACUUCAUUUUGAUGAUGGAGCUUAGGAAGAAAAUCAUUACCUUCAGAGACAUCAUUGACCUACCACCUUUCGAUGGUUCUCUGAGCAUAAACGAGUUAGAUUAUGAGAAACAUGCCUUGACUCUCAAAACAAAUUUGUUUGUUGCAGCUGGUGAUGGGGACAAUGAGAGAUCUGCACAAAUUUUACCCUGA
Dovyalis caffra is the source of this 348-nucleotide messenger RNA. The record is from the annotation of a GenBank genome assembly. Lineage: Eukaryota; Viridiplantae; Streptophyta; Magnoliopsida; Malpighiales; Salicaceae.